AGAGCAGGUGGGGGGAGAGAGAGGAGAGGAAGGGAAGAGGAGGAGAGGAGAGGUCCAGCUGCAGAGAGAGAGAGAGAGAGAGAGAGAGAGAGAGAGAGAGAGAGAGAGAGACGACUUGAUACGACAAUGGAAGCAGCCUCGAGCACCCGGUAGAAGACGAAGAGAAGGCGAGGAGAAAACGAAAAGCACGCACGAGGGAGGCUUGUAAUAUCGAGGGAUUAAGACUCGGCUCGCCGCGGACUUCUGUUCUAAAAUGGAGCAGUGAGAUUUGGGGGAAACGAGGCUCUGUCUCCAUCACUGAGAGGCGCGUCCACCUGCUACGAGCCGAGGCCCGGAAAAAAGAGAAGAAAACAUGGAGAAGUGGUUGUGCUGAAGGGGGAAAACGUUUAUCCGACCGGCCCGAGCUUUGAUUUUUGCCAAGCGAAGCGACAUCUCAGUCAGAGGUGGGACAGUGAAGAUGAUGCACAAGCGGAGUGACGCCCUAUCUCAUUGAUGGAUGUCCUAAAGGAGACCGGUCUCCUUGUGCCAGCUUUGAAUUCAGUGCAGACUAAUGCAUUGGACCAGACUGGAUCAUGUGAGCUGAGAGGUAAUCUAAAGCUGUAUGCUGCUUCAGAUAACACCUUUCCCCUAUCCUCCUCAGUUGCUGUAUUGAGUGCCCAGAGAGGUGGUUCAGAUGGCCACAGAGUAGCACUGGCCUUAAGAGAGUAUUGCCUCACAAGCCCACCCUCACCACAUACUCAAACUGAGGCUCCUGAGCAGCCUACUGAUGAGUCCAGCAGCUGUGCCAUAUCCCUCACAGCUUGCGUUACCAAGGAUGUAAAUCCCUGGUCCCUGUCAGAGGAAAGUAAUAAACCACCCCUUACCAUUAUGGAGCCAAUGGGCAUAUCUGGGAUGACAGAGGACUGCCUAAUCCAGCAAAGCCGCCCUUGCCUGGGCUGUAUCAUUGAGACCAAGGAUGCACUGGAUAAUGAGCCCAUUAUCAACCUGAAAAUGACGGACAUGAACCGUGAGUAUGAUGCUUGCUCCAUCGCCAACAUGCAGUGUAUGGGCCUCAGUGAAACAGGCAGUUGCUCAGAGCAGCUUCUGGAUGACCAGCUUUUGAGCUUUCCCAUGCCCAAAUCCCAGUUGGGUGAGAAAAAGAAUUUAGAUAAAUCAGAAAAUGACCCAGACCAGACAUCCAGAAAUAUGUAUGAAGGACUUCUGCUGGACAAAUGCAAUGGAGAGGAUGGUCUGCUCCCCACUUCAAAUCAGGACUGGGGUUACAUCGAGUCUUUUAUCAGUGAGAGCAAAAUGGAAUUACUGGACCUAUGUUCAAGAAACGAGCUCUCCGUAAAUCUUUUCUCAGAGGAGGAUGUGGAUAACUAUAUGUUUGACGACGAUGAUGAUUCUGCCUUGAGCAGUGACAUGUGCUCAUUGAAAAUCCGCUAUGAGUCUUUCCAGGACAACAUGAGGGAAAAGACAAAUGUUCUGCAGGAGGAAACACAGUUUAACUUUUUUCCCAGUGUUCUGGUAAACUCUACAAAAAGUGCUGACAGUGUGGUAAAGAAGAGUGCAGAUGAGCUCUUACCUAAACCUGAAGACCUUGCACUCGAGAAUGAACAUAAAGAAAAUGACAGUGAAAGCUCCUUAGAGAGGGCAUCGGAUUACAGUCCAAAAAUGAACUACUUUAUUGAUUCUAGCAACUCCACUGAAGACUCAGAAGACUAUAGUGAUGACAGCUCUAGCACUGGGUCUUCCAUUGACACUUUUCAUGAGAGCAAAGAUAGAAAUAUAUUUUCACAAAAGAAUGUUUGCUCUUCUAAUCCACUAAACUACGGAUUAAGAGCGAAAAGAAAAGUCAGGUACAGUGAUGACUACCUUUAUGAUGUUGAUUCCAUUGAAAGUGAAAAAAACAAUGAAAAGCGUGAACAGGCGCCUUCUGGUCCAAGACAGGAAGAGGAUGAUGACUGGUGCCCUAAAAAGAGAAGAAAAUCUUCUCGCAAAGAGCCACCUGUGAUAAUUAAAUAUAUAAUUGUCAACAGGUUCAAAGGGGAAAAAUGCAUGUGUGUAAAGCUAGGCAAAACUGAUCCAACAGUCACGACAAUAAGUUUAAAUGAGAACGCAAUUAAUAAAUAUGAAAAACUGGCUCCUCUGAAGGAUUUUUGGCAGAAGAAACAGAGGGAGCAUGAAGAACAGAUUAGACUGCAUGCAGAUCAACACUUACAGAAUCAACCAUUUAGUUCUAGACAUCCUAAAAGGAAACACAAACUAGCAAACAGACUUAGGUUUCAGAGAAUUCGAGCUGUGCUGCAAUCACCCCACAAGCAGUCUUACUCUGAUGUGAGGCAGGAAUCUGGGUCUAAAGAAGAGACAGCUUCCACAGCAAGGCCAUUAACAAUAUCAAACCCCACUUGUUCGAAUACAUUGUCAUUGGACCAAGAUGACAUCAUACCCACUGUUACCCCAAAGAGCAGAUCACAAGAGAGGGAGGAGAGGAGAAUAGGGAAUAAAAUGGUCAGAAUCCGGAAAUUCAAAAGUGAAGCAAGACUCAGAAGUGAGAAACUGAAAAAAAUCGAAGAGAACAGUAAAAGCAAGACAAACAACACUGAAACAUGUGCUGUGACAGAAAACAAGGACACUCUUGGAGGUGGGAACCAAACAGAGAUCAACUCAUCUGCACACAGUCCUCAGAGCCAUACAGCUGAGACCACUGAAAAAGUAGUUUUCAUGUCUAACACCUGCUCAUAUAACAAAGCUACGUCAUCUGAUGAUGUGGCUGCAGGAAUGUCUGUUAUUCCUGGAGGCUAUCUGCAGACAUUGUUGGAAGCAUCUGAAUCCUUGGGUGGCUCUGGUGGCUCUUUUUUCUCUCAGCAGAACAACAAUACCAGGCAACAAUCUCUGGGUAUCUCAUUGGAAGAGCAGCAGUUUGCUUCUCUUCAGCUUGCCCAAAGCUGUGUACUCUCCCCACCUUCUGAAUCAGAACUCCAACAGUCUCCUCAGAACUGCCCCAGUCUCACCCAAAUGUGGCACACCCAGCUUGAUCCAAAUCAGCAUUUCACUACGGAUAUCCCUGAGGCAGCGGUUUUGACAGAGGCUCCCAACAACUUCCCUACUACCAUGCCGAUAUCAGAGAACCUGGCAGUUCCAGGGUACAGUCAGUUGGGGUUGGAUACCAACAGAAUGCUUUAUGAAAAAAAUUACAUGCCUGAGCAAACACUGCCACCUGAAUCAGAUUUCCAAGUAUGUCAAGUUCCCAGUGUGGAAGGCCAGCUACAGUUUCAAAGAGGGACACUGCACAGUGACAAUGGAAGGCUCAUAAGUUUUGACUCAGUUGGCUCAUUGUCAGCUACUUCCAGCAAUUACAGCUCUCUAAGUCUCAAAUCUUGUGAGAAAGAUGGCGAGAAUGAUGUGAACGAGAACUUUCUGGCCCACUGUAGUCCCAAACUGGUGAUUCAGCAGAGCAUUGAUGCAAUCACACCACUGAGGGAGUCAACAGACUUGCUGGAUAUCUCCAAUUUCACUCCAGAUAAAUUCAGACAUGCAUCACUGUCAGAGCUCUCACCUCCUGAGACACCCAACUUGUCACCGCAGGUCACAUGGCGGGAGUUGAAGAUAAUGGGAAAUCCUAAGGUUCUACAGAAUGGGUCUGAGCUGACAUUGGAGGGUGCUCAAGAGGUCAAAUGGAAUUGCAGUAUGAUAGAACACCAAGAACACAUGGGUGGAUUUGCAGUAGAUAGCCACCAGUAUCAGUUGAACAGUUCUAAUAAUGACAACCAUAUAAGCUUGGAAAAAAAGUCAAUGAAUGAAACUGACUUUGAUGAGCAAGGUGCUGACCUGAUCAGCGGGAAAAAAGGCUCAAAGAGGAAAAGCAGCAACAAGCAAACUUCAGGACAAAGUGCUAAAAAAAGCAAAGCAUCCAAACCAAAAGCUGCAAAGAGCGAGAAGGUCAAGACCCCACGACAGAAUUCAAGAGCAUCCAAAAAGCUUAAAGCCUUAUUGGAUGAAAAAGCUAAAGGACAGCUCGGGGACUCAAAGUGUAUGACACACCAGCUGACAGAAAGCAGCUCUGAGGACUGGACAGGAAUUGGUUGGUCAGAGACCAACAGUUACACAGAUGACCAGCGAGAGUUUGAAGAGCCAUCCAACAUCCUUUCUAACAUAGUAUCAGGGAUGGCUGAAGUGCAGCGUUUCAUGAUGACCUCUAUUGAGCCAAUAUGGGGCCCUGCAACAGACAUCUGCUUACCCUCAGAGGCAAAUAGUCUAAAGUUAAAGACUCUCAAAAUCCUGGCAGGUACCUCAUCUGAGCCCAAGAAAAAAGGUACUGUGUCUGCUGAAGGUACAAAAGGCAAGAAAGGAGGGGGAAAAUGUGGCAAAAAUCAAGCCAAGUUCAAUGCCUCUCAUCCCCUUUUCCCCCAAUUGGCUCUGGGCUGUAACAUCUUUGAUAAGUCUAAUCUUGGGGUACCAGGCAUAAAUGGACCUGCACACAAAAAAAUGUACCGCCACAAAACCAGUGCAAAAUUCCCUCGCAUCGAAAACCUAAAAGGCAAGCGAGCUGACCCAAAUAAGGACAUAGCAUUGAUGACCUCAUUUGAAAAACUGAGGUAAUAUUUUGUAACUAGCUGCUGAUGCACGUUCCUCACUUUCCCCCACUUCCUGCUCAGCCCUUAAUCCCUGGCAAACACGCACAGACUCAAAGCCAGCGAUGCAUGGAAAUUACCCUUGACCCAACCUCCUUAUUUUGGCCCUCUGAAGAAGAUAUAGAUAUCUUGCAUGAGAAACUACAUGUACUUACAAACUACCUAUUGAGUGAUUGUGCAAGGCUUGACUGAGAUUUUAACCUACCAUGGCUGCAUUUUCUUCAUGCUUUUGCAAUUUUUCCUUGUAGUUGUUUUGGUUCUUUUUGUCUGAAGAUACAAAAAAAAAAACCCUUCAUAAAUGCAAUGUGUCUUCUUGGGAGCCAUUUUGAAAAGUUAAAUUUGCUACCCUAAACGUGUUAUUAUACUUCUUUGUUUGAAACGUAGCUAUUUGGAUAAAAAUGCUGUUGUGUAGAGUAAGCUCCCCGAUUAGGUUUUGUAUGCAAAUCAGGAUAACCUUAUCUUGCGUUCUCCCCCAUACUGUCUGACUUUUUCAAUUCAAAAUGCUCAUCCUGCUCUCUUGGAUAAGCAACAUCCUUUGUAGGCCCUAAAAACAUCAAUAGCACAUAUUGGGACCAUUUUGUAUCAAAGACAUAUCAGAUUUACAUUUUGUCCUAUUUUUUUGUACUGAUGGCAUGGAAUUAUAAUUUUCAUUUUUAUGCUUUUACUAUGCUUUUACAGGAGUAUUACUGGAACUUAUCUUAGAGGGACAUUUUUAAGCCAUGGAAAAUCACUUUUUUGGUGUCCCUGUACAGAAAUGCACUAUUUAAUGACAACACAAAUUCUAAAGAUCAAUGUGCCAAAUGUAAACUCUGUGCAAAUUUAUUUCAUAUAAAUACUGGCUGUUGAAUUUACUACUCAUAAGAUUUUUGGUCGUACCCUUUCAAGACUGUGAGAGUUAACAUUCCAGAUUUUUCCUAGAUUGUGAAGAGCACCUGCAGCUGACAGUGGUACAUAGCCACUCACAUAACCAAAACAACAAGACCGAACUGUCUUCUUUCCACUGACUUGCCAAAAUCAAUUUACCUCAGCAUUAUGUGUCUUUGAAAAUAAAGACAAACAAGGAAUGAUGAAAAUCACAUCAGAAGAUAUGGACACUGUCCCUUCUGAGCAAUGAAGGACACCAUACUGACAUUUAAGGCUAAGCACGGUAAUGACUAUGUGAUUCUUUUUACUCAAAUUCAUGGGAAUGCCUGUUUCAGGUUAUUUUAAAUGAGUGCUGAAAUCAAAAGGAAUACCUUUGGAGAAAUUCACAUAAUUCACAUGUGUGAAGGUUAAGUAAAGAUGAAAAUGUACAAAAAUCUCAAAUGCAACGGUAUGAUUAAAAUGUUUGGUAUUCAUAUUCUACUUCAGGAACUACAUGGACAAAAAAAAAAACACAUAAUGGAAGCUUAUGACCACUAAUUUUUGAAGGUCCAAAUUGGUCCAUGUUGUAUUGAUACUUGAAAUAAUUUCCUACAUAAUAAGUAUGUAUGUAGGAAAUUAUUUCAAGUAUCAAUACAAUAAUCAUUAUUGUGUGAUUAUUGUGUGUCAAGACAAUAAUCUGCUCAGUUAGACAGAGAGAUACACUUUUAAGAAAUUUCUUGAAAAUGAUUAAGCUAAAUGGUAGCACAAUGGGUGGCACUGCUGUCGUUCAGCCCCAAGGUCCUGGGUUUUCUUCUGAGCUCGCGUCAUUGUCUAUAUGGAGUUUUGUUUAGGUAUAUAGGAGUUCUUUCUAUCCCUUCAAAAGCGUGCAGGUAGGCAAAUUGGUGACACCAAAUUGCUACAGGGUGUGAAUCUGCAUGCAUGACACCCUCUAUCUUCUUGUUAUUUUUUAAAAGUUUUGGGGAUUUACACAUUAUCAAUGUUUUACACAGCAAACUGUGCAGGGUGGAAUAUGUAGAAAGCUUGAAGUGGGUUGGUUAAAAAUGUAGUUUGAACACACACACACGCAUAUAUAUACAGUAUAUAGCCAACAGUAUCGGUCAAGGUGUCUGAGAACUUGGGCAUUCAUUUUGCCUUUAUUGGUUGAUAAUAAUUGGUUAUCAUAAAUGUCUACUGCUUAUUAGCAAAAUUAACAGUAUUCCACAGCAAACAAAGACCUGUUGCCUCUGAAGUAUGUAAGGCAUUUAAGGUCCACAAAUUUGUUGUAUCUGAAUUAAAUUUUCCUUACUUUGCAUAUCACAUGUCUAACAGUGGUACAGAAAUAAUUACAGUAUCUUGCAAUUACAUGGUCAUUAUCAUCUAUAAAUUAUUUACGUAUCAUCUGAAUGGAACAUCUGAAUGGAAAUAUUUGUGCACUAGGUGUUGGUAUAAAUAGGCCAAUUGGGCUUGGUCUGGAAUUUGAACUAUGAAUGUUUCACUCAUAAAUGAUUAAUGUUCAAAUAUCUUGUGUAUUGGCCAACUAAGCCAAGAACCAGGACCUGUUGCUACAUAUAUACAAAUAUAUUCACUAAUAUCAUGUCGGGGGAGUACAAAAAUGAAACCUUGACCUUGACUUAUCCUUUUACACCCACCAGCCAAUUAGGGAAACCUGUACACCUGUUUAUUCAUGCAAUUAUCCAAUCAGCCAAUCAGGUUGGAGCAUAAUGGAGUGUAAUGCAUAAACAGGUUAAUAGCUUAGUUAAUGUUGACAUAUUUGCAAAUUCUUUAGUUUUUCAAAUGUUUAUUCUGUCUGGCCCCAAAAAGCCAAGGUUAAAGUCAAUCAUAUAUUUGAUGUGAAUAUUAACUGCAACUCUUGACCAGUAUCAUGAUUUUACAACUUCCACUGCUGCCACAUGAUUGGAUAAUUGCAUGGAUAUAGUUGUUUCUAUUAAAAUGGGUGGUGAGUAUAUGUGUAUGACACUGUAUUUACCACAUUUGAUUUAAAAGUAAGUAAUAUUCUAGAAAAUAUUUGGAGGGACAAGGGAUAUGGAAAAUGCCUUAAUGCCUAAAAAGUAUUCUCAUUCAUUACUGCAACAUUUCAACAUAACAUUUUUUUGCUCAGUUUUGCCCUGUGUCCUUUUGCCUCUCUACAUUCUGUCUAGCAUGCCAUAAUUAAGGACCAGGACAUGCUGGUGAUGGAAAAAACUGCACAUGGGCUGCCAUGCCCUCUUGCCUGCCUUCUUUCAUUUCUGCCUAUUUUCAAUUGAAUGUAUUUCUUUGAGAUUUGUACAGUGUGCCACUGUUGAGCUGCCUCUUCUUACUGGUGCUAAGAAAGCAAAUGUUCUCCUCCCUGAUAUGACUAUAUCUAAAUAUAUAUAGUUAUAAACAAGAGAAAAUUCUAAUCCUCUCUUUAUGAAUGUAUAAUAUAUGGUUAUGUUUGAUGUAUCCACACCAUAAUUAUUUGACGUUAAUUGGAUUACUUUUUGACUGAAAAGAUUAUUGAGCUUUAUAAAUAUUGUCUAGAGUUGAUUCUAGAGGGAUUCUUAACAAACUCUUGACACAAAAAAUACUGUAUAUUUUUCUCCGUGCCAAUUUGUAACAUAUUUUGUAAGUGUAUAUUUUUCUUAGAAAGUGCUGUGAAGUAUUAGUAUGUGUGAGUAACCUUUUUUGUGCCUAUGCAGGCAGUGGAAAGGAUGAUAAUAAAAAGGUUUCUGGUUUUAAAAACCAAAAUAUCGAGUAACCUAAAAAAAAAACAUUAUCGACAUUUUUGUUGGGAGUUUUGUACGACGAAAUUGACCUUGUUGUGGGAGUAUUGUGUUAUUGUGGAAAAACACAAAUACAUAAUUGAAGAAAAAUGAAGACAAAAAUCUAAUUUGUGAACUAUUUGCUGUUUUUUAGAUUUUUUCAUGUAAAUUAUUCUAGUAUUUUUUGGUUUAUGUUGUAACUGUUGCAAAAGUUUUAAAUAUUUGUGAACCCGCCUGUAUGGUGACAAUGUAAUAUUGGUAAUUUGCUGAGUUUUUGUAAUAAUGUUUAUGGAGUAAAUAUACAAAUUAAAAUGAGAUUUUGAAUGCUGCUUUUGGAAAUUGUCAACAUUUGUCCUGUCACUAUUUUUUUUAGCUGCCCAACUCUUUUUAGUUGCUUGACUUGAAGAUUUGAACCAUGGCAGUUCUCAUGCUGUUCUUAAUCACAGGCCUAAUGAACAUUUGUUACGUGGGUGCACUGUAUGCCGUUUUUUCAUUUUCCUUGUCUGCAGCAUUUAGAAUUAAAUAGGCAGUUCUUGAUCUCCAGAACACUUCCACUCUGCUCAUUUAACACAAAUUUGUAACUUCUCAGGUCAACAUCUGUCUAAACUAAAAAGUUGAAAACAACUUUUGUAUUUAAGAUUAUUGUGUAGGCUUGUGCCUAUUCUGAUUGAUUAUAAAUUACUUCUAUUUCUACCAGCCAUCCAAUGACUUUAUUUUACUCCAUUUCUUGAUUAGCA
This is a messenger RNA of Tachysurus fulvidraco (yellow catfish), 8937 nucleotides long. It is a transcript of the gene nexmifb, whose product is annotated as neurite extension and migration factor b. The transcript is spliced from 3 exons. Lineage: Eukaryota; Metazoa; Chordata; Actinopteri; Siluriformes; Bagridae. Gene Ontology annotation, cellular component: nucleus. Bases 493 to 4584 code for a protein of 1363 amino acids. The record is from RefSeq and is a predicted model, not a curated record. Gene Ontology annotation, biological process: negative regulation of cell-cell adhesion mediated by cadherin; negative regulation of cell adhesion mediated by integrin; negative regulation of neuron migration.